Messenger RNA from Pollicipes pollicipes, 735 nucleotides. RefSeq names its product broad-complex core protein isoforms 1/2/3/4/5. Gene Ontology annotation, biological process: regulation of transcription by RNA polymerase II. The record is from RefSeq and is a predicted model, not a curated record. The coding region runs from base 4 to 735 and encodes 243 amino acids. The transcript has 5 exons. NCBI's taxonomy places the organism in Eukaryota, Metazoa, Arthropoda, Thecostraca, Pollicipedomorpha, Pollicipedidae. Gene Ontology annotation, molecular function: protein binding. Gene Ontology annotation, cellular component: nucleus.
AGCAUGGCUGCAUCUCAGAAGUUUUGCCUUAAAUGGAAUAACUUCCAAAAUAGUGUUACAUCAGUUUUUGACAACCUUCGUCAAGAUGAGGAGCUGGUGGACAUUACAUUGUGUUGUGAGGGCAAGAAGAUAAAGGCACAUAGAAUGAUGCUAUCUGCAUGCAGUCCAUACUUCAGGGAUCUGUUCAAGGACAAUCCAUGCCAGCAUCCACUUUUCUUCCUCAAGGACACAUCAUAUGUGGACAUUGCAGCAGUCAUUGAGUUUGUCUACAAGGGUGAAGUAAAUGUCCUCCAGAGUCAGUUGGGCAGCUUCCUGAAGACUGCAGAGAUGCUCCAAGUCAAAGGCCUCUCAGGAGAUGAUGAUGAUGAGCAGGUGCCCCGAUCUCAGCCAGUUGCGGCGUCCCAUGCGACGGAGCGGCCUCGUCUGGCUGCAGGACCGCCGCUGCCCGCUGCACCGGCCGGCCGGCCGCGGCCGCGCGAGCCGCCCGAUGCGCCAGCCUCGCCCCGACACAAGCGGCGCCGCCUCUCCGGGUCGACAGGCAGCCGACCCGACUCGCCAGUGGCGGUGCACACAGCGCCGGUGGCACCCCCGCCCCCUCACCAGCCGCCCGCCCGUGAUGACUUCAUCAAAGUGGAGAAAAUAGACAUUGCCGACGACGACGAUGACGAGAGCUUAGAGGCCACGCUGGGCCAGGUGUCGACGUUCGAGGCGUCUCAGUUCGACGGGUGGUGGUGA